AUAUAAAAGCACUUGCUCAGCGCUGAACGCUUUCAGUAUUUAUUUCACCUCGAGAGUUUGCUGUGCUCUACGCUUUAAACUUUAUUUUGAAAAACUACCAAACAAGAAAAUCAAGCAAUCAUGAGCUCUGCUGAGUACUAUCCAUUCAAGUGCACACCCACCGUUUACCCCGCGGAUCCCUUCGAUCCUGUUGAGGAUGCCACCAUUCUGCGCAAGGCCAUGAAGGGCUUUGGCACCGACGAGAAGGCCAUCAUUGAGAUUCUGGCCCGUCGCGGCAUUGUGCAGCGUCUGGAGAUUGCCGAGGCCUUCAAGACCUCCUUUGGCAAGGAUUUGAUUUCGGACCUGAAGUCUGAGCUUGGUGGCAAGUUUGAGGAUGUCAUUGUUGCGUUGAUGACGCCGCUGCCACAAUUCUAUGCGCAGGAGCUGCAUGAUGCCAUCUCUGGCAUGGGCACUGAUGAGGAGGCCAUCAUUGAGAUCCUCUGCACGCUGUCCAACUAUGGCAUCAAGACCAUUGCUCAGUUCUACGAGCAGAGCUUUGGCAAGGCGCUAGAGUCGGACCUGAAGGGCGACACCAGCGGCCACUUCAAGCGCCUGUGCGUUUCGCUUGUGCAGGGCAAUCGCGAUGAGAACCAGGGCGUCGAUCAGGCUGCGGCCAUUGCCGAUGCACAGGCUCUGCAUGAGGCCGGCGAGGGCAAGUGGGGCACGGACGAGUCUGUGUUCAACUCCAUUCUGAUUACACGCUCGUACCAGCAGCUGCGUCAAAUCUUCCUCGAAUACGAGAAUCUCUCCGGCAACGACAUCGAGAAGGCCAUCAAGCGCGAGUUCAGCGGCUCCGUGGAGAAGGGCUUCCUAGCCAUUGUCAAGUGCUGCAAGUCGAAAAUCGAUUACUUCUCUGAGCGCCUGCACGACUCCAUGGCCGGCAUGGGCACCAAGGACAAGACGCUGAUACGCAUCAUUGUCAGCCGCUCGGAAAUCGAUUUGGGCGACAUCAAGGAAGCAUUCCAGAACAAAUACGGCAAGAGCCUGGAGUCUUGGAUCAAGGGCGAUACAUCUGGCGAUUAUAAGCGUGCCCUAUUGGCUAUUGUUGGAUUCUAAAAAGAGCUUAUGAUUAUAUAUACAUAAAUACUUAUAUUGUCACUGUCUGUUCCAUGCCUUAUCCAUUUUUUAUAUGAUACACAUAAUGUACAAAAUACGUUUAUCGAAUAGAUACAAGUUUUUUAAAUGACCUGCAAACUGAAAACUGGAACAUUCUUUCUUAAAAUAUAUAACAACACAUUGCAUUUAUAACCGUCCAGGUUACUCUGUCGCUUCACAUGUUAUACAUAAAUAUUACGCACAUUCAUCACAAACUUAUUACUGGUUUUAGUUCUAAUUAACGAGUGCAAUUAACUUUGUUAGAAAUAUUGUUAACAGCGCCAAAUGCGCCACAAUAAACAAAACAAUUUGAAUUUCCGUUACUCACGUUUGGCACAAGCUUUUGGCAUUGUCUGACAAGCUUUCGCUUUUAUGUUAUUAACAGACUAACAAUAGUUCAAGCAUAUGUACAUAAAUGUAUACAAAAUAAUGCGUUUACCGCUUUGCUCUCUUUACGC
Drosophila busckii is the source of this 1592-nucleotide messenger RNA. Its product is annotated as annexin B9. Lineage: Eukaryota; Metazoa; Arthropoda; Insecta; Diptera; Drosophilidae. The transcript has 5 exons. Gene Ontology annotation, cellular component: cytoplasm. Gene Ontology annotation, molecular function: calcium ion binding; calcium-dependent phospholipid binding. The coding region runs from base 121 to 1095 and encodes 324 amino acids. The record is from RefSeq and is a predicted model, not a curated record.